UAAAAACUAAAGGAGGUAUCUUCUUCCCACACAGAGCCAUUAAGAUUCCAUAGUAUCAGGGUCCAAUUUGACAGAGAAUCUCUCGUACAUGGCAUCAAUGGCUCUUCCUUUGCUCCAACAUUCUCUAGAUCCCAUCUCUGCAUCUCCCACAGUUUCAAAAUCUCUUCUUUUCCCCCAAAAUGCCCUUUCUCGUACACUCUCUCCUCGCCGGAGUAUUCCCAAGUCUUCCGUCUGUCACUCUCGGAGUUCGCCUCCGACGCAAUAUACAAUAGUUCAUCGGAAGCACAUUUCCCUGAAUGACUCUCUCUACUCACGUUUAGUUUUCAAAUGCAGAAACCAUGAUGAGCCUAAGUCAACGACCAUUUCUUCUGAGCUUGCCCUUGAUGCAAAGUCUGCAAAGUCGGAAACUUUACAGCAAAUGGAUGGUUUGGAGAUUACCCACGAAGCUAAAAAAGGAAAGAGUUUCUGGGCUGCCGUUAGUUUGAUCAUUGGAACCGCCGUUGGUCCUGGAAUGCUCGGCCUCCCAGCUGCAACUAUCAGAUCCGGUUCAAUCCCAUCGACCAUUGCUUUACUUUGUUCUUGGGUUUACGUCAUUUCCUCUAUACUUCUCGUGGCUGAGCUCAGCUUUGCAGCCAUGGAAGAAGACAAUGCAGCUGAGGUUAGCUUCACAGGACUUGCAACCAAAUCCUUUGGGAACAAAUUUGGGGUUUUUGUUGCUUUUGUGUAUGCUUCACUGAGUUUCUCUUUGGUGGUUGCUUGUGUCUCGGGUAUUGGCUCUAUUUUGUCUCAAUGGUUUCCUUCCUUGAAUCCAUUCUUGGCCAAUGCUAUUGUCCCUCUAGUCUCCGGAAUCUUGAUUGGUUUUUUCCCUUUCGAUGCCAUUGAUUUCACUAACAGGGGUCUCUGCUUCCUCAUGCUCUUCUCUAUAACUUCACUUGUGGCCAUAGGUUUAUCUGUGGCUAGGUCCAAUGUAUUAGCCUCGUUUGGUCAAUCAUGUUGGAAAGUCUCCACCAUUUUACCCGCGGUUCCUGUCAUGGUACUGACACUAGGGUUUCAUGUCAUCACUCCCUUCAUAUGCAAUCUCGCAGGGGAUUCGGUUUCAGAUGCUAGGAGCGCCAUUCUUGUAGGUGGUAUUGUGCCAUUGGCAAUGGUGUUGUCAUGGAAUCUAAUUGUUUUGGGGCUUGCAAGGAUCACAGUGCCUGCUGUACCUUCUUCAUCCAUUGACCCAAUCUCUCUUCUUCUAUCUGUCAACCCUUCUGCUUUAUCUGCUGUUCAAGGCUUUGCUUUCUCAGCCUUAGCUACCAGUUUAAUUGGAUACUCUGUUAGCUUCCCGAAACAGCUCCUUGAUACAUGGAAGCUUGUGUCUAAACAAUCAAAUGGGAAUGGAAAUGGAAGAACCGGGUCAGUAAGUUUCUCAUCCAAGGAGGGUAAUAAGAGAACUAAUGGGAGAGUCUUAUACAGUGAACCAGCAAGAGCUCGUGACGGAUUUGAAGCAGUAGUAAUGCUAUUUGUCCUUGGAGUUCCAGCUCUGAUUGCAACAUUCUAUCCCUCAACGUUCUCGAGAGCUCUGGAUUUUGCUGGUGUUUAUGCAAACUGUUUCCUCUUUGGUGUCCUGCCUCCUGCAAUGGCUUAUAUUCAACAGUCUAGAAAGAAGCUCAGGUCAUGGGUUCUUCCCGGAGGCAACUUUACCUUGUUGAUCUUAUUUGUAAUCGCCAAUAUUUUGGGAAUAUGGCAUUAGAUUACCGUCAAAUAGAAAUGUUUUGUUUGUAUCAUUUUACACAGACAUUUGCCAUGAUCUUACUGUGCUAACCGGACUCUAGGGAAGCAACAAGACCCCACUGGGACCUUCACGAA
Messenger RNA from Camelina sativa (false flax), 1851 nucleotides. RefSeq lists its product as uncharacterized. Gene Ontology annotation, biological process: amino acid transmembrane transport. NCBI's taxonomy places the organism in Eukaryota, Viridiplantae, Streptophyta, Magnoliopsida, Brassicales, Brassicaceae. The record is from RefSeq and is a predicted model, not a curated record.